GGGGAGAGCGAGUGUGCGGCUUAGUUAAGCCUAAUGUGGUUAAAAGCUUUAAUAUUGAUGGCCUGUCAACUUUGUCCCGAUUCUUUGCCUUUCAGUUAAAAGGUUUUUGUUGUUGUAGCUUAUGCAGUGGCUCCGUUGCUAUGGGAACGUGACAUCGAAAUGACGUCCCUCUGUUUAAAAGCUUUUAGCUAAAUUCCAGCCUGUCAGAUGUGCUAGGCCCCAUCUUCUGCCGCCAGCCACGGCUGUGCCGGAGAGCCGCCCACGGGCGGCAGCUGCCAUGGCUGCCACCCCGACCCCUGCCUGCCUGCUCUCCGUCCAGAGCGAGAAGCACCGCCGGGCGCGCAACUGGACCGAAGCCGAGAUGAGAGGCCUGAUGCUGGUCUGGGAGGAAUUCUUUGAGGAGCUCAAGCAGACCAAGAGGAAUGCCAAAGUUUACGAGAAAAUGGCCAACAAACUCUUCGAAAUGACGGGUGAGAUCCGGCACGGAGAAGAGAUCAAGAUCAAAAUCACCAACAUGACUUUCCAGUACAGGAAAUUAAAAUGCAUGACCGAUAGUGAAACUUUGGCGCCCGAUUGGCCUUAUUUCAAAACCAUUGAUAGAAUAUUAUCUAAAGUUUCGGAGCACAACGAUGUCAAGAUUCACGAUAGCCAGCAACCAGGCCCUUCCACCUCACAGACUGAAGCCUCCCAGUCGCCCUCCACCAAAUCAGCACCUCUCUAUUUGCCCUAUAACCAGUUCCCGUACGAAGGACGAGAUGAAUUCUUCGAAGACGCGCAUUCGGACAGCUCCUCCAGCCUAAUUUCGUAUAAAUUAAGAACAGAAGAGCGACCGGUGAAGAAAAGAAAAGUGCAGAGCUGCAGUUUUCAGAAGAAGAAAUUGAAGCUGAUGGAGGCCAUGCUGGAAGAGCAGAAGAAGCUGAGCAGGGCCAUGGAGGAAACGUGUCGCGAAGUGCGAAGGACUCUGGAUCAGCAAAACAUUAUCCAGGUCCAGAGCCUGCAGCUGCAGGAACGAAUGAUGAAUUUACUGGAGAAGAUGAUCACCAAAGCCAACGUUUAAAUUUCUACCUGGAG
Molecule: messenger RNA, 1071 nt
Organism: Notechis scutatus (mainland tiger snake)
Lineage: Eukaryota; Metazoa; Chordata; Lepidosauria; Squamata; Elapidae
Gene: MSANTD1
Product: Myb/SANT DNA binding domain containing 1
Biological process (GO): positive regulation of DNA-templated transcription
Cellular component (GO): nuclear body
Source: RefSeq, a predicted model, not a curated record